AUGGAAUAUUGUCCGAUAAAAGGUGAAGGGAAGAAAGGGAUAAUUUCCAGGGCAUGGGAACGAUGCAUAUCAUUCAGCGGUGGCAUUGGGAGAAAGGCCCGCAAUUCAUCAGGAAAGCUAAAGAUGAAGAGCAAAUCUUGGCCCCGAGGUCUGACCGACAGCGUGGGCGUGGAGAUUGGGAAGAAAUGGAGGCGAGUGGCUCCAGAAGGAUGCUUCUCCAUCUACGUUGGACCCCAAAAACAGAGGUUUGUGAUAAAGACGGAGUAUGUCAACCACCCACUCUUCAGAGACCUACUUGAGGAAGCUGAAUCAGAGUAUGGAUACAGCAGCGAAGGGCCUUUGCUGCUUCCAUGUGAAGUUGAUCGUUUCCUAGGGGUACUGGACCAGAUGGAUUUUGAAGACAAUAUUAGAAAACAUAAGAGCCGUAACUUUGUUGCUACAAGAGUCAUUGGAGCUGUUACCACCUCCUUAAUUACUCCACCAAGAUUCCUUGCUGCUGUCGAUAAUUGA
Molecule: messenger RNA, 510 nt
Organism: Sesamum indicum (sesame)
Lineage: Eukaryota; Viridiplantae; Streptophyta; Magnoliopsida; Lamiales; Pedaliaceae
Biological process (GO): response to auxin
Source: RefSeq, a predicted model, not a curated record